This is a messenger RNA of Eimeria tenella, 4881 nucleotides long. RefSeq lists its product as uncharacterized. The transcript is spliced from 3 exons. Bases 1 to 4881 code for a protein of 1626 amino acids. The record is from RefSeq and is a predicted model, not a curated record. Lineage: Eukaryota; Apicomplexa; Conoidasida; Eucoccidiorida; Eimeriidae.
AUGGCGCACCCCCUCAGGAAAGUUGUCUCUGCAGGUCAAAAAGCAACACCUGGAGGGCUGUGCAACGCCGGAGUCUCGGGCGGCGGCUGCGCCAUCGGGCCCCCACUUCCAUUUCCAGAGUAUGCCGGGCAUGGGAAAGAAAGCACUAAUGCCUUAUCGCCCGGCCAGCAGCAUACAGAUACUGAAAAUUUAGAUUGUUUACCCCCUGUUAGGUUCCUUGAUGCUACAGAAUGUUUUUGGCAUGCCUUCCAGCGACUUGGAAACCUAGCAAUAGUCAACUGUAUUUCCGUUGAUUCGACACAUCCAAUUGAGUUAGAGACUCUCAAGGAAGCAUCUAUACUUGUAGCAAGAAGACACCAGGCUCUGCGCCUUGUCAUACGACUAACGGACACCAACUCCACAACAAAACAACGGGCAAACGGAGAUCACCACCCCUUGGUAGCUCACCAGAACCAUCACGAGCUAGACAAAAGACGUGGAAGCGACGAUCUGCUGAGCGAGGACUCCUCUGCAGGUGGUAGCGCGGAAGCAUUCCCAUCUGCUCGCAGCUUCUGCACAGCUGCAAGUUGCCGCAGCAGCAGCAACAGUUCAGGCGAGCGAAGCAGCAUUAGUAGUGAUGGCCGGCGUGGUGUAUGGGGUUGGAAAAACCGUCGCAGUGCUAGCGAGUUCGGAAAACGUGGAACCAGCAAUGGAGCUGAAAACAGCAGUGUUCGCAGCAGCAGCUGCACCAGUUGCAGGGGAGCCAGCAACGAUUGCGGGAGUAAACAGACAGGGGCCGCGGGACUUUCACCGCCAUGCAGCUGUAGGAAACGCUCCAAUCUAAAGUUUACUUUCCAUGAAAGACUGGGGGGGCCCAUCGUGGAUGUUAAAUACGCUACCGUCAAUAACUCGCUUUCCUCGGCAGGGCUCACAUGGCAACAGAAGCACAGCGAGGGGACGCAGCUUGAUUUGGGACUUCUCGAAGAAUACCCCUGGAUGAAGGCCAUGGCAUGGGAGCAGAAAACCCCCCUUGACUGUGAACAUGGGCCUUUGUGGCGGCUGCGGCUGGUGCCUUCCGAAAAGAUGCCAUUUGUUGCGCCUCACGGCAACUCUAUGCCAGCAGUCUCGCAAGCGGUCAGCGGUCUAAAGAGGCCUGCUACCAGUCCUGUCUACAUGCAAGACAAUUUGUGUGAGUUGCCUGUGGGCACAGUCAACAAGGGCAACGGCGCAGGGCGGCGAUUUCGUACUCACAUCAUUGGAGUUUUCCAUCAUUCAACUAUAGAUGGACUUAGCAGAAAGGAAUUUUGGGAUGAAAUUUUGCGGGCUAUCAUUGUUAUAAGUAAUGCAAAAAUAUAUGCAGAUUAUGCAUCGCGGGUCAAAGCCCUCACAGAGGCGACAGCAAUAACCUCUCGCUCUUCGACCCACUUUCGCCAGCAUACUCUCAGCUCGGAGCCAAGAUUACACCAGCAGGGAAGCAUGCAAUUGGUGUCGAAUUCUACUGCAGCUAUGCAGACACCGCUCACUAGCCAGACGUACCGUUGGCGAAGAGGGAGUAGCAGCAACACCAAUACUACACGGUCUAGUGGCACGGUAUACUUGCGACGUUGCAGCGCAGGAAGCCCAAAUGCUGGCGAGUUCCCCAUAAGGGGGAAGGACUGCAGUGGGGAUCCGUUUGAGUCGCCCUCAGCAAGCAACUGGUGUUAUUAUCGCCGGCUUUCUGCUGUAUCUGCUGGAUCUGUAGACAGCUCAGCAGCCUACCUUUCAGAGUCGCCACCUCAAUCCACCAACUAUUUGCCAGAGCUCCAGCUUCGUCCUCCUGAAACAAUACUACCCCCAGCUCUAAAUGAGCUUUUUCCAGUCAGUCCUUGCGUUACAUUGCUUAGGCCAUUGAUGUGUGCAGGGUAUGGGAUACAUGUGAGAAUGUAUAUGUUGGAGAGAGAGUUGAUGAAAGCGCUCCGAAAUCCCUUUGCGGCAUAUUACCCAUCCAAACGUUUCAGAGCUAGUGGGUCUGAAUACAAAGCAUACAACCAAGCCGCCAAAGCAGCUAUUGCCGCGAAGUCGUCUCCUAACCAGCAAGCCAACCGCACUACGAGGAAAGCACCCUUGCGGGAACAAGGGGACGGUGAAUUACCAUUCCAUAAAUCUCAUCCAGAAGAAUGUAAAACAUCUGGGGACGUAGCUUUGACCGGAGUGGUGACCCUUCGGCUAUCUGAGGAUCUCACCGCAGGGCUAAUAUCAGCGUGUAGGGAAAGAAAGAUGACGAUGAAUGGACUAAUUACAACAGCGGCAGCAGUUGCGCUGUCCCGGAUGCUUUGGCGUAGGCAGCAGGUAAUGCAACAGCACUGCCUCCUUGCCGAGCUCUCCCGCGUUGCUGCAGCUGCUAAUGGAGCCCAGUGCUGGCCACCUCAGCAGCAGUCGCUGUGGUCCUCAGCAGCUGUGCAGCAAAACAGCACACACUUUCCAAGUGCACCCGACACCGGGACACCUUUCGCGGGAGCUGUUGCCCAUGGUAGCAAGGAGGGCUACCUGCCUUCUGUGCUGGAAUCUUCCCCAGCUAGCUCAGAGCUUGACUCAGGAAAGGCAGCAACCGCUGCUGGGGGGCAAUCUCCGACUAGCUGUGACACUUGCUCAAGCAUUCACAGCAAGGGACCAGUUGUUAGCCCUCAAAACACUUUGACCCCUUUCGAAAGCCCAAGUACGCCUGUAAUUUCCAGUGGAAGCUUGGAUCGGCUUCCGUCAGUCCAAGACAUAUUGCAAACGCCAGUACCAGGGGCUUGCCAUAGCAGCAAAGAAGAGACUGGCACAACACUCCAGCGUUCAGCUGCAAGCGGUAAGAGUGCCGUCAGUCUGCGUAGUGGCUGGUCCGUAUCCCAUGUAAAGGAGAUGCUGCAGCAGCUUACCUUGCGCUCCCCUGUUUCUGGAGAGGGUCUUCCUGGCGAAUCUAACAGGCAGUUCAUCAGGCACAAAGGCCCAGUAUACAUCUACAGUCUCCAGGCAAUUAGCGGUCGCCGUUGGCUCGACAAGUGGUUGCAAGAGCGGAAGCGGCAACCACAAACGCCAGCGAGGGGCCGCAAGCGAAUCCCUGGGGAUGAUAAACAAUUCGAAGAGUUUCUGCUGCAGUACCUUGCCGUCAGCAUGAGAAGCCACAGGUGUUCAAGGGCUCUUGCUGCUAUAGCGGCAGCUUCAGUUGCACUUGGUGCAUCUACGGGCCCUCCAUCCCCCUCAUUGCACUUGCUGUCCCCACGACAACCAUCAAACCUUCCCGGAGGUAGAACCGGAAGCAGCAGCAGGAGCGCCAGCAGCAGCGGGAGCAGGUGCACCGCGCAACGAAGACAGCAAGGACACCCAAAUGAAUUUGGCUCUGAUCGCCGUCCUGGGAGCGAAGCAUUUUCCAACGAGGCAGAGAAGAAGAGGUGCGAUGGCUCUACGAGUGCCGCGAACAUUGCAUUGACUGUGAACACUGCUGAAGUGUUGCAGAGGCACAGGAAAGCAUGUGCUACGGAGAAAAUAGCAGGGUCCCCCUGCUCCUCCAAGGGCAGUGUCUUUAACAAAGCUGCCGAGGGCUUCGUGGAAACAACGGGACAUAGCUCGCUUUCUACAUCCAGCAGUUUGCACGCAGUAAGUGCAGCUUCUUUGGACGACACUGUAGUCAGGUCAUCCAUUCACAGCUUAGCAAAGAGCAACAGCAGGGCAAGCUGUUCCAGGCGACUACACGAUCACAGGCGCAGCGUUGCCAGUCGCAUCACAAGAGGACUGCGGUUGAUAACUCAGUGGAUAUGGGGAUCUUCGAAACGCUGUACCACUGAAGAAGGCAGUGACGAUCAGCCUGAGCAAACCAAGGCCCCGCCAUAUGGAUUGGGAUCCUACGCCUUUUUGAUGCCAUUGAAGCUCCGAGUGCCAGCCGAGUGCAAUGGAAGAGCAGAUGCCGUGUGGGCGCUUGGUAAGGCAUGUACGGAAGCCGUGCACAGAAUUGUAUCAUUGCCUAGUUCUUCUUUUGCUUUUUUCAACUUCCAGCUCAUUUCUUCCUUCGUCGAAGAAGUUCGCGGGGAGCUAGAGUGCUUGCAGCCAUUCAGGAACGACGCAUUCGCCAGGCCAUCGGCAUUUCUCAUCUCUAAUGGAGGAGUUUGGGCGGCCAACUCCCUGAACAGAUUUUCUGCCAAAAUUCAUGCACAGCUUCGUGAGGCUCCGGAACGGCAUCUCAGGCUUCUGCACCGUGUAAUUCAACAUCAGAUGGUCUUGCAGCAGCGGCAUUCAAAAAAGCCGAUGUUGCCGCCUUUGCCUGCGCAGCAUUCAUGCGGAGGAGGAGCAGCAGACGCAGCACUUAAAAGCAAGCGUCAACACGGAAGCCGAAGAACGGCAUGCAGUAGCAAGUGCUCUGGUAGAGCUAAUGAUCAAAUGACGGUGUCACCAGUGCUCGCAGCAACGGCUCUCUACGUAAGCGGCACUCACGUUGCGGCGGCAGACGGAAAGCUAUCUUCUCACGUUAUGUUUCCCAGUGGCCAAAUGCCUGACGUGCAGCAUCAGCAGCCGGUGGAAAAAGAAAAUGCGAGCGGCCUGGAGUGCUUGGCUGGUGGUUUGGAAGAGCUGAUGGCCUCGCUAGAGCCUUUCGACAUAUCUGUAGACAGCAGCUGGUCAAUCGUCUCGCAGCACAAUACUGGGCUCAACUACUUUGCGCAUAACUGCGUGACAGUGAAUGGAAAGAUGAAUUGGUCUCUUCAGUACCAUUCUAAUCUUACCUCUAGAGAGAUAGCGGCACUCUAUGCCUCCAACAUUCUGGAAGUUCUGCAGGAGGCGUAUGAGCUGCAUGUCCAAGAAAAGGUGAAACAGCGGGGUCAGCAGCACUCGCAGGAAAAUGAGUCCCCCAGUGCCUCCACACAACCUGGAGAAACUGGGACGUUUUAG